Messenger RNA from Eupeodes corollae, 5960 nucleotides. RefSeq names its product protein wings apart-like (gene wapl). The record is from RefSeq and is a predicted model, not a curated record. The transcript is spliced from 6 exons. Gene Ontology annotation, biological process: regulation of chromosome condensation. Bases 663 to 5432 code for a protein of 1589 amino acids. NCBI's taxonomy places the organism in Eukaryota, Metazoa, Arthropoda, Insecta, Diptera, Syrphidae.
GUUGUACAUAAACCAGUGAAAACGUAGUUUCAACAAAACAUUGCCAUUCACUUUGUAAAAGUUAUAUAUUUUAUUAUUAAAUCAUACCAAUUACCCUUCUUACUUCCAUAAUCUAUCGAAUGAUAUUACAUUUGCAUUACCGGGCGCGUUUUAUCGAUCUCUAAUUUGUGAUUAAAUCUCUUGGAAAAAAGCAUUCGUUGAAAGUCCCACCAUAUUAUAUGUUGUGCAGUCAAUCGCGCUUUUCUGGUUGUAAAUUGUGUCCCUUCCAUUUUAUUUACACUGUUUCGGAAUGUAAAUAGAUUAUUUGUUUCAAUUUGAAUAAAAGAAUCAAAUAAUUGUGUGUGUUUUGCUGCUAAAAACUUGAAAUUUAUUAAAAUUUCCAUUUUUCCUUCGCCUUUCAUUAAUCGUUUGACAUUUUGAUACUAUACUCUAUACGUACAGCUCUUCUUUUUAGAAAUUCACCACGAAAGUGAACUCAUGCAAUUUUCUUUUUUGUACAUUUUUACUCCGUCUCCUGUCUUCUGCUCAAAACAAAAAACGUAAAUAUAAACAACCCAAAGUGUUUAGUAUUUAAAUAAUCAAAGAAAUUAAAUAAAUAAGAACAUGUGCAAAGUAUAUGGUUUAGAAAUUUGAAUAGAAUAGUUAAACUUGAACCCGACGAAAUGGCUCGUUGGGGCAAGCACAUAGUCGUGCCUUUGGAUUCUCUGAUCAAAGAAAAAGAAAACACAAAUCGCCCCACUGCCGCUCGUUCGGCUGGCACAGUUGGAAAAUGGGGCAAGAUGGGUUUUACAUCGACCCGCACCUAUGCUCUGCAGUCGAUAACAGCCGAUUUAAGUCCUGGACAGAGUCCUGAUGCUGCUACGGGAAGCACCGGUGAGGGGGACUCAUCGCCCACACGAGAAGCACCAAAACCAAAGAAAUUCUUCAAGAGCCGCAAUUCGGCGGCGACUCUUAUUCCUGCACAACUAAUUCAGCAUUUACCAAGGGCGCCGCCAUCGCCAAUUAGAGACAUCUAUCCGGCAAGUGGCUCCUCAUCGACCUCGCACCAUCGAAGUCAAAUCAAAUUGAAAGUACCAAAAGCUCCCGCUGAGCGGAAGAAUUCGACUUCAUCGGAACGAAUAGUAAAGCCUAAAAAGAAGAAAGAAGAGAAGAAACUUAAACCUGAAGCUCCGCCGUCGCGAGUCACUUCACGCAGUCGAAAAGUUGUCAAUUACAAUGAGGAAGACGAAUACGAACGUUGUCCGACCCCGUUGAAAGAUAUUAUUGUGCCUAAAGCAGCAGUUUCGCCUGAAUCUGAACCUGAACUACAUCACGAACCGGAACCGGACAUUUUGCCUGUUAGGAGUCCAGUUAUUGUUCCAGUAGCGCCACCACCAUUACCUCCUCCAGUUAAGACACCGAGCGUUGAACAUCCUCCGAUUGUCCUUAGGAUAUCUAAGGGUACUUCGCGCCUCGUCAGCACAGACAGCGAGGAACAGCUAAAUUCUCCGCAGCACGAUUUCCAAAGUCACACUAACAACCACACUAGUAGCAUAAUUGGAUUCAAUUCAAUACCAACUACGACGACGUUGACGACAUCAUCUUCAGUAUCAGUAUCAGUAUCAUCAUCCGAGCCACAUACUUCCAUUCUAAGUCCAGCCAUCAUCCCUGAGAAGCCGUUGGAACAACCAACAACAACAACAACCACCACAUCUAUCAAUCCACAAAGUGCCACAGUUGUAAGUCCUCCAAUUCCUAAAGUGAUUGUUAAACCGUUGCCAGCGAUACCGGCGUCUUCCCUUCCGCCGCCAUUUGCUUCUCCAGCAUCAUCUAUUGCUCCAGCUGCUUCUGCACCAUUUGUUCCCGACGAACCUGAGGAAUUCAAUUAUUGUACAGUGAAGAUUUCCCCAGACAAGCCACCUAAGGAGCGACUCAAAUUGAUCAUCAAAACCGAUGUUAUACGAAAUGCACUUGCGGCAGCAGCAGCCGCAGCCGCUGCAGCAGCUUCCAACUCAGCUGUGAGUAUAGACAAGCCGGAGAAAGAGAAGAAAUCCAAGAGCAAGAAGCACAAACAUCUCAAGAACAUUAUGGCAACAACAAAGGAGGGGGAAUUCAAGACCCCAUCGCCUCAGCAAAGCACAGAAAACUACCGCACAAUCAUAUCGCCUCCAGCGCUGUCAGAGAAAGACUUCGACUCGCAGUCCUCGGUUCUGGGAAGUAUCUCAUCGAAGGGCAAUAGUACACCGUUGGCCCAAGCUAUACCUGAUGAAGCCUGUGUGAUUCGAAGCCGAGGAUCAAGUGACAUCACUAGUGACUUAGAGACAAGUCAGCAUAGUUCCCUAGUGGCUCCUCCGUCCGAUAUUGAGUCUCGACUGGAAUCGAUGAUGGAUGGCGAAGAAGCCAGCGAGGUUACAAAAGAAGCUGUCGUCAGUGAGGAACCCUUGCAGGAGGACAUUCUUGAAGUGCUGACUGGCGCUGCAGAUCCAGCCGGUGAUGGUGAAGAGUCUGAGGAAGUCCCUGUCCAAGAAGAGCCUACAACGAGGAGAGUGACAAGAGGCAAGCGAGGAGCAGUUAAAGAACCGAUUGCCAAAGAUAUUGGCGCUGUUGUUAUAAAAGAACCACCUGCAAAGGAACCUGAAAUCAAAGAAACUCUUCCUAUUGAACCUGUUUUGGAGGAAUCUGUGGAAGAGGAACCGGUAAAAGAAGUCCUAACGCCUCGGCGAACUCGCAGAGGCAUUCAAAAUGCGCAACCAACAGCAGAGACAGUAGUUGAGACUGUGUCUCCAACGAAGUCGCCGACGAGAAGAACGACCCGUCGCAAGGCUGCUUCAGUCGUUGCCAAUAAGACGCCUCCAGAGGAAGAGGCAGUACCUGUAGCUCCUCCCGCGGAAGUGGUUGCCAAACGCGGAGGACGUCAAACUCGCAAUAACAACCUGAACAACAACAAUAUCAAAUCUCCAAUAACGAAACCAGAACCAGUACAAUCAGUUGUCACCCCACCUGCGGUUAUUCGCAGCUACGGUCGAAAGCGAAAGAACCCCCUCCCAACAGCUGAGAGUGGACUUUCGCCGGCCAAAAUAUCACCGCCCGCAGACCAACCCUACACCAACCUGGACCUCGAUUCGCCUGUGAAAUCUACCUCCUCAAUUGAUAUGCUUCCAGAGUCAGAGCAACUAGAAUCGAAUACAAUUCCCAAGGCGUCCGAAGAACCCGUCAGUCUGGUGGUACCGAAGAUUACAGUGGCUGUGGCCUCAUCUACAGGAGAAGUCCAACGUCGCGACUAUAAGAUCAAAGAUAAGUUCAAGCGAACAUGGUUGGAGAGGGACGCCCGCGAGCAGCAGGAGGCAGCCGAAAAAGCAGCUGCCGCCGAGCAACUAGCCAAAUCGGAAGCUGGCCGUCAUAAAUUCGACCAGGACGAAGAAAUGAUGCAGCCAUCUGCAAUGAAAUUGGUGAUUUCGAAGAAGAAGGGCAGCAUAUUCAAGAGCCGAGUCGCCGACCAAAUCCCGAAAAGGCAUCUGUACAAACAUCGCUGGGAUGAGCAGCUCAAUGGGGAACAAUCGCGGCAAGCAACUAGCGAGAGCGAGAGCCCAGUUCCUGCGAAAACAACGGGAGGAGAAAUCUUCGACGACUUCAGUGAAGACUGCGAGGAUACUUCAGAUGUACCACAACCCAAACUCACGCGGUUCAUCAAACAGCCAGCUGGUGGCAAUAAAUUUGAUGAGGAACCAGUCACCAGCGUUCGCUGUGAGAGGAAGGCUAAAGAAUACUACACCGUGGUGCGAAACGUCAAGACCGCCCAUCAAAUCCAAGAAUUCGGCGAGUACCAGGAAAUCAAUGACGACGUCGAUUAUUUCCUGGAAGCGCUGCAGCCUCAUAAUCAAAUCUCAACGCGCUGCUUGUCGGCCAUCAAGUUGGCUUCUAAGUGUAUGACACCUGGUUUCCGAAUGCACGUCCGAGCUCAUGGCGUGGUCACGAAAUUCUUCAAGGCUCUGAGUGACGCCCACAAAGACCUCAGCCUGGGCUUGUGCACAUCGGCCAUAAUGUUUAUUCUAUCGCAGGAUGCCUUAAACAUGGAUCUCGAUCGGGAUUCUCUUGAGCUGAUGAUGAAUCUCUUGGAGGUGGACGUUUCCGAUCCAGCGUAUUUCCCCGAAAUCACAAGUUACAACCGCAACAAGAAGACCGUGACGGAGUUGUGUGAAGAAAUAAAGAGCCAAGGCAAAGCAACGCAUCUCAACAUGGAGACUAUAUCGUCAGGAACUCUGGCGAUGGAGACUCUGCUCUCGUUGACCUCAAAACGAGCCGGCGAAUGGUUCAAGGAGGAGCUUCGAAACCUCGGUGGAUUGGAGCACAUAAUCAAAGUGAUCUGCGACGGCUGUAGACAGAUAACUGCAUCAGCGGAGCAGGCCGAAUCCAUUAGUUGGACGCCUAGUCUUUUGGAGAACUUGAAGACAAUAGAACGGUGUUUGCGAGUUCUAGAAAAUGUCACGCAACUGAACGAACAGAACCAGGACUUCAUUCUCAAAUUCAGUAAGGGCGAAGCAAUAAGCACAAUUUUCGAACUGUACAAAAUGUGCGAUCGCGAGAUUUGUCUACAUCCGACCACAGAUCUUACAUCAAAGAACCAUCCGGGUGUCGUGCUGCGUGAGACUCUCAUUCCAACGCUCAAAGUUCUGAUCAACCUCACACAUCCAUUUGAUUCAAAUGCAAAUGGCAGCGCCCUGCUCGGACAGAUGCAUGCGAUCUUCGAUACCAGCUUCCAUAUUUUGUUGCAGACUCCAAAUUACAUUCCUGAACGUUGUGUCUUUGAGCUGAGUAUAUUGGUUCUACUGCUGUUGAUAAACUUGACAAUGCAUACGGUGGAUAAUCGUACGUUCGUCUUGAAGGCUAUGGCUCCAACUGACUUCAAAACGAUUGCUGAGAAAGUCCCAGCUAUAAAGGCAUUGAUAGAAUAUUUCUACAAGUGCGAAGAACUUGCAAGAUUGGUUGAGAAGAACACCGAUGCUAUUCUAGACAACACGGAGCAGAAAAAGAAACAGGAAGAAGUUGACGAAACUGUCAAUAACCUUCUUCAGAAGGCUGGUCAUCAUAUGGAGCACACGCUCAAAGGCAGCUACACGGGUAUUCUGAUCGGACAUCUCAUCACAGACAGUGAAGAGAAUGAGGCGGUGGUGCGAACAUACCUACGGGAAAAUGGUUUCAAAGACAUCACUGGUGUCUUAGAGAAAUAUUAUACAUUUAUGAAUUUGACUGCAAGCUCUGAAGCAACAAUUGUUUCGCAUAUAAAAUCGACCAAAAAACUCAUCGAUUACUUUAAGAAACGUGAUAUUAUAAACGAAGCCGGAACUGCGACUCCAACAAAAUACAAUGAUUCAGCUUCAACUUCGUCGAAUUCAUCACCAGCAAUAGCGACUCGCAGCACACAGCGCGUCUACAAAACCUACAGCCAGAGAUAAUUGUAAAUUGAAAACUCCACUGUUAGGAUAACUUUUCCAUUUCCAAGAACAAAUUAGUUUUUCUUCUUUAUUUUUGUAUAAUUAAAGGCUGAAAAAAAAAACAACAAUUUUUAUUAUUAAAUAACACUAAAACACUUUAAUAUCAAAACUCUAAAACCUAAAGCUUUUGAAGAAGAAGUUUUGUAAUGGUUGGUUUAUUGCUUUUUUGAUCUUCUUUCUUUUUAUUAUUAAUUUAUCUUUAGAUUUAGAUUUAUAAGUAUGUAUGGUAAAAUUAUUAAACAAUUUUAAUUUAAUUAUAGUUUUUUAAUCAAAUCUAAGCUAUUUUUAAUGCUGCCGCAGCCUGGCAAAAUUAUGUAAUUAGAAAAAAUAAAAACAAAAACCUUGAUAUUAUCACUCGUAUUAAAAAUGGAUGGAACAAAUGCUAAAGUCGCUGGGUUAUGUUGUAGUUUUGAAUGUAAAUAUAUUAUAUGUAUUGUUAAAACUAAAUAACAUUAUUAAGGAAACAUUAAAUAAGUAUUUAGUAUUAUA